AUGGUGGUUAUGUGGGGCUCUCCUCCCCAGAAGGGGGAGGCCUACCCACUAAAACCCCAGCGAUGGCCGCCAUCAGGCAUUGGGAGUUCUUCUCGGGGGAGUGUUCGCAACCUCCCCCAUCCACCCUCCUACGAUGACACCCCCCGGGGGUGUCGUCCCUCCCAGGUCACUUCCAUGAGCUCUGUCGUGCUCACCAGCGACCCGCAGCGGCACAUCAGGACAUUAUCUGACCCGACGCCGCCUUCUUCGAGCGGGAUCGGCCUUCUCCCGAUCCCGCUCGGCGGCCUCCUUCUGGAGCAUCACCGCUUCACAGAAGGAGACCGCAGCCUUCCAACCUCCCUCAUCCGCCAGCAUUGCCGCAAUCAAUGCUGGCGGAGACAGAUCCUGCCCUAUUUCUCCGACCAAGACUCGGCGUUCGGAGUCCCAAGCGGGACAAUCCGCCAGCGUAUGCUGGACCAAAUAAUGGCUAACGAAGGUUAUGAAUCAUUGCUUACUGAAGUGACAAUGCCAGGUCCUGACACCGAAGAUGAUAGCGGCUACAAGAAUAUGUUCGCCAGUGUCUGGCUGAAGACCGAACUGCUGGACGUGAAGACCGAACUCCUGGAUACUGCUGAGGAGAAGAUAAUAGACCUGGAAGGAAAUGUGGCGGAGACUAGUACAAUUGUUAAACAGGAGCCUAUCAGGAAAACGCUACUCCUACCAAAGUCUGCGCAGAGGCGUCAAUACACGAAGGAGUUUAAAUGUGAACAAUGUGAAUACACCACGGUUUAUAAGAAUUGUUUGGAUUUGCACGUAUUGGGCCAUGCCGAUACGAAGGGCCACAGAUGUACGCAAUGCAGUUUCGCCACAAAGCUGCCCAAUUCUCUACAAAGGCACAUAAAAACCAAACACACCGUGGACGUGAAACCUGCGCCAACAGUGAACUGCCACUUAUGCGACUAUACUACGGUGUACAAGUGGAACUUGCGUUCUCACAUGCGCAAACAUUCCGAGGAUAAACUUUACAAGUGCACGGAAUGCGAAUACGUAACCGCUUACAAACACAACUACCAGAAACACGCCAAGACUCACGCAAAGGGCAAGAACGUUGUGUUCAAAUGUGACAAAUGUCAUUUCAAAACCAAGUUCAUGGGCCACAUCACCAGACAUCUGGCGAAGAUACACAACGAGAUUACUGAAACUGCCUUCAGAUGUGCACACUGCGACUUUUCUACAGUAACCAAAUGGAGAUUGACCAUCCACUUGCACAGAAGCGGACGGAAAGAACUUAUUCGAUGCAAUAAUUGCGGUUUUGCAUCAUCGUAUGCAUGCGAAAUGAAAAAGCAUAGACGGGAUGAACAUUACAACUUGACUUUCUUGAAAACCGUUUUGGUGGAGCCCAGCGACAUGAAAAAUGAAAAAACAGAACAAUUAGAAGAGCUGACAGAGUCCAGUGAAGUAAGAGAAGAGACAAAAGACCAAUUGGAUGAAGUAGAAUAUGAGGAAUUCGAAGGAGCAAACGAAGAAGACUGCAACAAACCGCAGAAAAAGAAGAAAGGUGAAAACUUUGGAAAGUAUAAUACGAGCCCUGACUGCGUUGACUGGAAAUCCAUAAAAGUUUUGGAGUCCGAGGACAAAAGCAAACCGUUCCAAUGCAUCAGUUGCAAAUACAGUUCUCGAUUCAAAGCUUCAGUCCAACGCCACUACCAAAGGCAUCACACAGGUGACGAAACGAAACCGUACCAAUGUAUAAACUGUGACUUUUGUACCAAAACUAAAGAUCAGAUCGCUUUGCACAACAAGCGGAGUAAAUCUGGAAUCGUUUUAAAUUGCAAAGAGUGCAGUUUUCAAACUAAAUUCAAAUGCACUUUAGUUAUGCAUCAGAAGAGCCAUUACGCUUAUUCGUGCAGCGAGUGCAAUUACAAGUGCAAAAUUAAAUAUGAUCUAUCGAGGCACUAUAAUUAUGCCCAUUUGAACGGUGUUUGGAAAUGCAAAUACUGUGAUUAUAAGGCUCCUAGGAGAGACGGUCUUUUGGCACAUGAAACCAUUCAUACUGGUUACAAACCGUACUCUUGUGGUCUUUGCAGUUACACAUCAGUGAGAAAGUCCCUUCUCAACGUUCACUUGAGACGGUUUCAUAGUGAUACGAAAACUGGUAUGGUUGUUGUGAGUAAAGAUAAGAUUGAUGCGUUGAAAAUUGUUGAAGACAAUGAAGAUGAGGAGAAUAAUUUAUUGGGUUUUGAAGGUUUAAUCGGUUAGAAGACGAGUGUUUAGUGUUCUGUGUUGUGUUACUAUUGUUUCCGACGACUAGAAAUCAACUUUAACUGGCUGCAACAUUAAAGGCCAGCGAAAUGAGUGUGUAAGUGACAAUUAAAAUAAAGUAUAUCUAUUAGUAGUUAGCAGGGUUAAUUACUUUAAUGUUUAGUGAUCAUGAAAUUAUGAAAUAAAAGUUAUUUAUCAUAUUUAGUGCGGUAAGUUGCUUAUUACAAACGAGUUACCAUAGUCACAAGUUUGUAAAUACCAAUACCGCACGAAUGUAAUACAACGUUUUUCAACACAUUUGCGAGAAAACAGUUCAUAUACCUUAUUUAAGUAAUGAAGCAAACUUUUUCUAAUAACAAAAUGGCGCGUAUUUCGAAAUGGCGCCAUGUGGGCGUGGUGAAAAUAAGAACUACAUCUUUUGUCUCUAUUCUUUUUACUAUUAAAGUGAAACAAAGGUAUAGAUUAAAAGCGUUCCAAGAAGGUUCGACUGUAAUUUAAAAAAGAACGCAAAGGGUAACGCACGGCGCCAUGUAUGGGAGCGUGCGGUAAAACGUUUUACCACACUUUUGAACAAUGUAAAAAAAAAAAGAUUUUUUUAGCAAAUGUGUUGAAAGGAAGUCACAUGGUUUAAUUUGGAACCUGCCUAAGGUUGAAUAUUGGACGAAAACAGGCAUAUCUAUUUCUUAUGCAGCCGCUUCACUUGGCUAUAUGUGUUUGCUAUUUGCAAACUUGACAUCAGCCUGUCCUUUUCAUUCCUUUUAUAGCAUGAGAAGGACAGACUGUUGUCAUGUUUACAAUAUCAAAUAUAAAUGAGGAGUUGGCGAACAAAACGGUAUAAUAACGCAUCUGGACAAACAUUUUUUUUUUACAGUCCGGAGGUUUUAGCCCGUUGAAUUUGAAACUCAAAUAAUUUUCAAUCAAAACCGCCUCAAACAGUGUUAAAAUUACUAAAUUUAUAAAUUAAAAACCGUGCCAAAACCUCACUGUAGUUAUGUCAUUCAGUUUUAUACAGCUCCUGUAAAAUUUAAUUUUAUGUAAUUAUGCCGUUUUGUUCGCCUCUGAUAGUCUAGUAAAGUGCCUCCAUUAUGUUUUCGCACACACCAAUCAUUUAAUAAAACACUUUUUGAACAGGAAUGACAGUACAUUGCAGGUUUGCCACUACAGAGUGUUAAAAAGCCCAAACUUUUGGAAAAAUGUAAAAUUUACUGUUCGAAAAACGGUUUUAUUAAAGCAAACAAAUUUUUGAAGGAUAUUAUUGAAAAAAAAUACAUUAAAUCAUGUUUAUGGAAAGACAUUUAAUAUUCAAAUGUCAUAAUGUUAUAUAAUACGGAAAUAUUUUUACGAUUGUACCUUUUUUUUUAUUGGGCGUGUAAACUAGAAAUUUCGACUUUAUUGCAAUACAAAUGUUGUAACCAUAUUACUUACAAGGUAAAUAAGUUCCAAAUUAAAAUAUAUCAAUAGAAUAAUUAUAGAAAACAAUGUAUAAUUAUUUAGUUACGAGUAACUUGAGUGUGAUCAAUUCUUGUCAGAUUUUUUAUAUCAUUUCCCUGUUCAACUGUAAAUAAAACUGGGCCGACAAGAGUGAGAGAGACGCAAUGAUAAUGCGGCUAAUGUUUCGUUUAGGUAUUGGCUGCACCAACGCUAUCUUUCUUUCUGCAGACUUUAAUUUCAAGUCUCGAGUCGAGUGUAGGACUUCUAUAUUUGAAACUGUACAUAUUACUAUGAGCCUAUAUAGUUAUAGCCUAGAGUUAAGUUUUUACAUAUGUACUUUAUUUAAAAAUCAGUAUAUGAAAUAUAUAAAAUCUACUCUCUUCUCUACUAAUCUUUAAUCUUUUUGUUAUAUAUUAUUCCCUCCAAAAGAUUUCAAAUUUAUUUGAAUUGAAAACUAUGAACACUUGUUUUGCUGCUACAGAGUACAUACAUAUACUUCAAAAUACAAUGUAUACGUGAUGUUUAUUAGUUAUGUAACUAUUAUUUGUCAAUAAAUAAAUUCAUUGAACAUUAAAAAGUCGCAUUUUAUUUCAUAUGAGGGUCUUUAGAAAAACUUACGCUAGAUGGCGACACUGUGACGAGAUCUUUUAUAUGAAGUUCAUUGCUCGAAUUAAACGAAUGAGCAUUUAAAUUGAUCCACAGACGACAUACGCGACUUAACGGAUGAGGGAUGUAUAGUCUCAGUGCUGCCACCUGGCGCCCGACAUUCCAGAAAACCCUCAUUAAGAGUAGGAUGAACGAUAUAUAGAUCGAAAAUCAACUUCAGGGUCGUCCCUUAAUCGCGUGAUUUUUACUUAUUUGAAGCCCCCUUCCCCCCUCUUUCAGCGGUGAGUAAAGGUCGCGGUCUACUUGUUCAACAAAAAACAAAUAGGGGAAACUGCCCAAUCAUUGGCACUCUUCCUAU
Molecule: messenger RNA, 4636 nt
Organism: Chilo suppressalis (striped riceborer)
Lineage: Eukaryota; Metazoa; Arthropoda; Insecta; Lepidoptera; Crambidae
Source: the annotation of a GenBank genome assembly